CCAACUUUUUCGUGUACAAAAAUCAGUAUUUGUGCCAUCGCUGCUGAAGAGUCUCUUUGUCUAUCACCAUCAUCACAUCUAGCCGCUGCUUCACGCACUGACCGCCCGAUAUAGCUAUAGACCCUCAAGGUCAUAACAUUGUUCAUCUCCACAUUGGUCGCGAGUCAAGAGUGCGGAAAAAAAACCGGAAAAUGCCGAAACACCUAAACCUUCUGUUGAUCUUUCUAGUGCUAUUGGGAACCGUUAGUGCCAGUGAAUUGAUCGAGCUUAGCUGCGAGGAUGAUAAAGAUUGUGAAAUGUUCAAGAGCAGUGCCGUUAGGAGCACGUGCUCCGAAGGAAUAUGCCACUGCGAGUUGAUGGACGGGGGCAAUCAAACCGAUUGUAAGCCGGUGAUUGUCAAGGCAUCCAAUCAAAUAGGGGGACAAUGCCCUUGCCUUGCGGAGAACUCUUUCUGUAACGAGAAGACUCAAAUGUGCAUCUGCAAGGAGGGCUUCAUACCGAGCAGAGAGGGAAAGAAAUGUAUGAGUAAGUCCAUUGCACUGGGUAAUGCCUGCGAGAUCGAUGAGCAGUGCAUUAUUAAUGAUCACUUCUCGCACUGCGACGACGUUCACAGCAAUUGUACCUGUUCCAAUCACUUUGUUAUCUACCAGAACACGUGCCAUUCCAUCAUAGCUUCCGGUGAGCUUCCCUGCCAGCAGGAUUCGGACUGCGCCAACCGCACCGCAAACUCCAUCUGCCAUGAGAAACAGUGCAUCUGUGGAGGAGGAUUCGUUGCGAAUGCCGAGAACACUACCUGCCUUCCGGUGGUUCACUAUGAACAGGACUGUAGCGACUCGAAUCAAUGCAUCGCCCAACUUGGCAUCGGUUCCCUGUGUAGCGAGGGUCAGUGCGUUUGCAAUGAACAGUACUUCCCGUUCCCGAUGCACGCUCACAACAAUACCAACGAGGAACACAAGGUCCAUGUGCUGUGCAAGAGGAAAGUCACACACGGUGCAAGCUGUAACGAUGACAAGGAGUGCUACCAAUUCCACCGUGGACCUCACGAGCAGACGAUGGAGUGUUUCAUGAAUGAGUGCGUCUGCUCACAUGGAUUCUUCGAGAAGGGAGGCAUCUGUAUAAGUUUGAACGGCUCCCCAACGAUCCACGCGUCAUCGCUGAUGUCAAUCCUUCUACUGGCCGCAGCUUUCUAUUUUAAGCAAUUAUUUACCUGUUGAACAGGCCGCCCCCUCAUGUUGUACAGUCUAUUGUUAACUUGUUGAUUUUCGUAAAUACAAUUCACAAUU
Molecule: messenger RNA, 1283 nt
Organism: Ochlerotatus camptorhynchus
Lineage: Eukaryota; Metazoa; Arthropoda; Insecta; Diptera; Culicidae
Product: tenascin
Exons: 6
Coding region: 192-1214 (340 amino acids)
Source: RefSeq, a predicted model, not a curated record